CCAAAAUAACUACAUUUUGAUACCUCAAAUUUAAUUAAAUUACAACUUAGUCAUUAUAAUGUAUAUUCUACAUUUUGAUACCCCAAAUUUAAUUUUAAAUUAAAAUCAUUGAACAAUUAUGUUUUAGUAUCUAAACUUUAUGAGAUUUUCAUACCUACAAUUUUUAAAAUUUACAUAUUGGUCCAAUGUUUACAUUUCACUUGAAUCCAUAAAUCCAAUCCAGCGUAACAUAAAUUUAUAAAUUUAGUUUGUACCAUACAAGAUGUUGUAUCACUCAACUGUAGAAGAAGAUUCGACCAUUUUGGUCCUUGAUGAGAUUUUUACUUCAAAUAAACAUGUAUGAUAUCCAUUUGAAAUAAUAACGAUCAUUUUUAAAAGAGCAUUCUAUUCGGUGAUGUGACAACGUAUUUAGUAAAAUAUAAUAUGAGUACAUUAAGAUAUUGAUCUUACGAAGUUUUUGUAUGACAUUUUAAUAGAACAAUGUUUAAAAAAUCAACAGUAAUAAAAAUCAUAACACUUUAUGUAUUUCUUUCAUUGCCUUCUUCGUCCAACCAUAAUUAGUAAUUGAACCAUGAACCAUUAACGUUUUCAGCUCAAUGUCGAGUCCAAUUAAAAAUAAAGAUAUAUGACUAUUACUUAUUAGAAAGUCAUCAUUGUCCACUAUGGGAUUUGAAGGCUUGAAAUUUUUAGCGAGUUCCCGUUUGUAUUCAUUUUGCUUCUCUAUAUAGUUUUUCUUUUUCACCCGGGCUAGAUUUUCAACAAUUAUAUGUUUGACUAGGUACCUACACAUAUCAAAUAAAUAGUUUCCAUUUUUCUAAAAAAAGUAAAUAAUUAUCAUCUUAAAUACAUCACCAUUAAAGGAAUUAAGCCUCAACUAUGCAAAUUAUAGUUCGGUACAUAAACUUAAUAGAUCUUAGAUUUAUAGCCUAAAUUUAUUUUUUUAGCAUACAAGUCCUCAAAAAUCAAAAUAUUGAUGGAACAAUACAUUUUAGUACCUAAUUUUUUUUACUACAUUUUGGUACCUAAAAUUUUGAAGUUCUACAAAUAGUUAUAAUUUUUGUAUGUGUAAUUAAAACACCUUCGAAUAAAUGGGUAUCCCCACCCAACUCAUACACAUUUAGAUUAUGAAAGUAAAUAUCCAUACAAUGCCCAAUCUCAUCUACAGCUUCCAAACUCAUAUAUAAGUCACCCAUACCCUACCCAUAAUUAAUGGGUCUACUUGGGUUUAGGUAAAUAUAGUUUAUUAGCCCAAAAUUUCAAAAUAUUUGAAAUCGGAUGUUGGCUGUCAUAUAUAUUUUCUUAUUCAAUAUCAUAUUGUCAAUUCAAUAUUAUUAACAAAACUGCUAACAAAAAAUUAAUUUUAGGAUAAUAAUACUAACAAAACAACAUAACGGGUCACAUAAUACAUGCCGAUAGGCCAUCUCCUCUCGCGACAAGGCGCGACAUCGCCACCUAGUUAGAUAUGAUGAUUCCUUUCCCUCUCUCUGCCUCAUCACGGGCUUACCACAUCGACGGCGUUUGGGCAUGGCGAUUUCUCCAACGUAAGAGAUAACGAAACGACCGUCCCAAAACACACCCUUUAAUUCGGUCGAGGAUUCCGGCUGAAAGCGACGAGCCAGUACUUCAUGAGAAAUAUACAUUAUUGUUCCGUGGAUGUGCCCUAUAAAUGUAGCUAUAAUUAGCUAGCAAUAGCCACAAAACUCGAAACCCACAUCAAGAAAUAACCAACAAUGGCAGCCGUUAGUAGAAGCAGCAGGAUGUUGUCAUUCCUCAUCAUUUCGUUCCUACUCCUAGCCGGUGAGCUAUGUCAUAAUUACUCUUAUAUUCUCAACAUCUUUCAUGAGUUCGAUCUGUUGAUGACAAACUUGCUUCAUUAUGCCCAUGUACGUAUAUAUAUGCAUAUUCAAGUUAUAGGAAUCUCGAGCUCAAGGGAAUUCGAAGUCAAGGCUGGAAAUCAUGAAGAACAUGGCAAUGAACGUGAUGACUCUACUGCUACUACCACCGCCAUGAUGACGACGAAUGUAAAGAAUAAGGAGUGCAAUAGCAACAAGGAUUGCAGGGGCAAACACCCUCCUGAAUGUGGUGGCGAUGAAGAACUAUAUUGUUCAGAAGAAGGCUUUUGCAGCUGCUACGGCCGUCGAUGAUGAUGAUCUUCUUUCUCACCAUAUAUUUAUAUAGCUGCCUCGAUAUUGAUCAACUUGGAAGUGCUAGUUUUGUGAUAGUGAUGAUGAUCGAAUAAAAGAUCGUUGGGGUCAUGUAGCAGUUGCAGACGACUGUGGUGUCUUGUAUGUUACUAGUUUGAUGAUUAUGUACUUUUUUUGUUGUUGUUGGGAUGAUAAUUAUGUAUACUAGUAUUGAAAUAUUUGAGGCAGGCAGGCAGGCAGCAGUUUCAUAACUUUAUGGUCAGUAGUUGCUGUCCAUAAGACCAAUAGACCAUCAGAAGGAGAAGUACUGGCGAAGGGUGUAAGACAGGGUGGUUAAGAUUGAUAAAUGGAAUUAUUUAUAAUAAUUCGAGUUAUUGGGAUUUCGGUUGGCUUAUGACAUGAUAUUAGCGUUGGUAUAAUCAAGUGGUGAUUUGUUCGAAUUGUCAUGACUUCCAGUAGUAUAACGGUUGAUUUAAUCACAAUACAUGGUGGAUAUCUAGUAAACUUCAUGUUUGUGAGCUGGCUUUCAUUUGAGGGAGCAUGUAAGAGAGUGGUAUGAGAUCUAUAAUUAACCUUCUUUCAAUAACUCGAUUUAUUAAAUAUUAUUUGGUUUAUGACUAAGGAGGACUUGUAUUAGUAGUGAGAUUGUUGAUUUUCAAGCGUAAAAUCAUAGAUUCUGAUCCCAAAUCGAAUUACAUAUAGUCAAGGCGCUAAACAUUAGCUUAGUCUAUUGGCUAAUGUAUUAUAAAACUAAUAUAUGUUUGUUGCUAUCAUACUAUGCAUGUUGUUACAUGUUAAUUUACGUUCAUAGACCAUAAAGUGACACGUUUCUUUGUGCAAAUGGAUAAUAUGUCGGCUUACAUAUAUAAUAUCUUCUACCAGUGGCAUUUAUUGACUAGAGCUUUCAAAAAAUUUAUUAAGAUAUUUUCUUAUUACACCGUUCGACUGUAAAUUUAUUGGCAUCAAAUGAUGUACAAAGAAGACAUUAGAUGUAUGAAGACAUUAAAAGAAAAGUUUAGUGGUCUUGGAGUGGGAAGUGAAGUUACGUUGUAAAUGUAUAAAUUCAUAAAGAUGAAUUUUGAAUUAGAAUUUUUCAUUUUAAUAAUUUUAAGUUGGUAGCAAAUAGCCAUUUACUUAAAUAGUGAAUAGUCUAGGUUCGAAUAGAGUAGUGAGACCAUCUACAAUGGGUGUUAAAAAUUAGUGCCAAAUUUGGCACUCAAUAAAGUGCUUUUGCUUUAAUGGAGUAGAGCCAAAUGCCAAAGUGCUACAUUUGUGAUUUUUUUAUGUGUUAGUUUAUUGUACAUUUCAUUGCUUUAUUUAUAUAAUUUUUUAAUUGUUUUUAUAUAGUUAGUCAUAAUUAGUUAGAAAGAACUUUUUUAUAUGAUUUUUUAAAAAAAUUUGAUAUAUUUUUUCCGAUGAUAAAUAUGAUGUCAUCAAUGACGAAAAUACAGUGGUUGGUGGGAGUGACCACAUAUUUAUCACAUGUUCCUCCCUUGCCUUUUCGCGUGCCUCCCUCAACUCAACAAUUGCAUCAUGUCUUGUAUUACUUGCCGCCAUAUCCUCCAUAGUUUUUUGGAAAGCUUCCAUUGUAGAAUUUCCAUCUGCACCUCCUCUUUUGUUAUUCUUUUGCUUAUCUCUACCUUCGGGACGACAGAUCACAUAAGGAUGACCACUUGCUUGAACUCCAGAUGGCAUGGAUGAUGAAGAUCCAUCCAUUGGUGGAAUGUCUUGUACGUGGGCAUGGAAUUGUUCCAUGUAUUUUGGACACUUUUCGAGUAUUUCCCAACAUGAUGCGAAUUCGAAAUCUGUUUUGGUUUGAGCUCUGAAAAGAGCAUGAGCAUGAACUAGCUAGACAAGUAGUUCAAAAAAAAGUAAGUAAAUAUAAACUUGAUUAAAUAAAAAGUUUAGAACAAA
This is a messenger RNA of Linum trigynum, 4058 nucleotides long. NCBI's taxonomy places the organism in Eukaryota, Viridiplantae, Streptophyta, Magnoliopsida, Malpighiales, Linaceae. The record is from the annotation of a GenBank genome assembly.